GCCUUCCUACUUCAUAUAGUCUAAAGCCAAGUUUUUUAUCCUACUUUCCUCACCCAUGGCCACAUUUCGCAAAAACCACCUCACGCCAUACCUGACAUCUGAACUUCUUCUGCACCUCUUUCUUCUUCUUCCUCUUGCAUCAGGGUCAAUCCAUGAGCUCCUCGUCAGCCAAGGCUUGCCGGCCGGACUUUUCCCUAAAGAUGUAGUAAAAUCAUAUGAUCUUGAUGAAGAUGGGCUUCUUCAGGUUUACUUGGACAAGCCAUGUGUGGCCAAGUUUGAGACCAGGGUUUUCUUUGACAGCGUGGUUAGAGCUAAUCUUACCUACGGUGGACUUACCGGGGUGGAGGGUUUGUCUCAACAAGAGCUGUUUUUGUGGUUGCCUGUGAAAGAUAUCAUAGUUUAUGAUCCUUCUUCCGGCCUCAUUCUCUUUGAUAUUGGCUUGGCUCACAGACAGAUGUCCCUUUCUCUCUUUGAAGAGCCUCCAGUUUGCAAUCCUCAAAAUGAGGUGCAGGAGAAGAUUGAUGGCGAGAAGGGAUUAAUUCAAGUUCAGAGAUAGAGGACUAAUUAAUUGCUCAACUUCAGCCAUAAUUUUGAUAUGAUCUGAUCUUGGUGUUGCAUCUGUGUUUGUGAAACUGAAGAAAAGAAUGACUGGGAUUGUCAUGUAGAUGGCUAUAGAAAUGUAAAAAGAACUGACUAAGAAAUGACUGAAGUUUGAGCCUUGCAAUGCUUUGCAAC
Messenger RNA from Coffea eugenioides, 735 nucleotides. RefSeq lists its product as uncharacterized. NCBI's taxonomy places the organism in Eukaryota, Viridiplantae, Streptophyta, Magnoliopsida, Gentianales, Rubiaceae. The record is from RefSeq and is a predicted model, not a curated record. The transcript has 2 exons. Bases 56 to 556 code for a protein of 166 amino acids.